Messenger RNA from Tachysurus vachellii, 2069 nucleotides. RefSeq names its product sushi-repeat containing protein X-linked (gene srpx). The record is from RefSeq and is a predicted model, not a curated record. The transcript has 10 exons. The coding region runs from base 61 to 1407 and encodes 448 amino acids. Lineage: Eukaryota; Metazoa; Chordata; Actinopteri; Siluriformes; Bagridae.
GAGGAGGAGGAGGAGGAGGAAUGCAACGGAUUCUGAAGCAGCUCCUGCACAAUUUUAAACAUGGACAACUGGCUGAGUCUGUGUGUGCUGGUGGGACUUCAGGUCGCCUGCUGCCUCGCGUAUGACGGGUCGGGCUACUGGUCUUACACUGACGAUGAGGAUGUAAGAAACACAGGUGUGCCAUGGUGUGCUCCAGUCAAAGUAAAGCAUGGACAAGUAAGCUGCCAAACACCACGUGGUGAAUAUUAUAAGAAUGUUUUGGGAACUCGCUGUAAGAUUCACUGCAAGAGAGGAUAUGAGCUCCAUGGCAGCAGUGAGAUACUCUGCAUGGUCACUAAACAGUGGUCAGGAAAAUACACCUGCAGAGAGGUCCGCUGCCCACCACUGGCCAUGCCAUCUAACGGUGGGUUUAAGUGUUCAGAUGGUUUCUACUACAACUCCAACUGCCAGUACUUCUGUUCACCAGGAUACACACAACGUGGAGACCGCAGGGUCACUUGCCAGAGCAGCAAGUCCUGGAGCGGUGGCCAGAGUCUGUGUCUGGAUCUGGAUCCUCCGGUCAUUAAGUGUCCAAAUGUGAAAGAGAAGACAGCUGAGCCAGGAAAAGUGACUGCAAAAGUGACCUGGGAUACACCGGAAGGUGUAGACACAGCAGACGGCAUACUCACAGAUGUAAUACUAAAGGGGAAGCCUCCAGGAACAUACUUCACAGAGGGAAACCAUAAACAAUCAUACACUGUAUUGGACCGGGCUGGAAACAAAGCUACCUGUAAAUUCAACAUCAGAGUAAAAGUGCGCCGCUGCACUCCCCUCACAAUGCCUGAAAAUGGAUGGAUGAAGUGUGACAGUGCAGGUGAUAAUUAUGGUGCAACAUGUGAUUUCCGCUGCCUGGGAGGUUACGAGCUGAGAGGCAGUGCUGCCCGAGUUUGCCAAUUCAAUAUGGAAUGGUCUGGCAUGGAAACCAGCUGUGCAGCCAUGAAUAUUAAUGUCGGGGUUCGAUCUGCUGCCCAACUCCUGGACCAGUUCUAUGAGAAACGUCGUCUGCUUAUAAUCUCCACCCCCACAGCGGCCAACCAUUACUACAGAUUCCAAAUGACUAAUUUACAGCAAGCACAAUGCGGCUUGGACUUAAGACACGUGACUGUGAUUGAACUAGUAGGAAGGUAUCCAGCUCAAAUAGGACGCAUUAGAUACCACAUCAUUCCUCCAGGACUGGCCAUACAGCUCAGAAUGCUGCUGCAGCUGUCUCAGAAUUCAUUUAGUCUGGUGCUGCUGGACAAACAGGGAGUGGACAAACAGCGCUACACAUACCCAGUCACAGCAGCAGAGAUCUUCACUAUUAUUGACACCUUCCCCCUGCGCACUGAAGAGAACCUUCUGCAAAAAGAAGCAGGUCAUACGUGCUAGACAACCAAACAGUCCACACGCAUACACACACACACAGAGCCAUAAAUGCAUGAGUGAGUAUUUUAUAUACAAAUUUGUGAUUUGUAUCUAAUAUUGUUUGUCACUCUAUAUGUUAUUGUGUCAAUAUUAAUAUUAUUCUGUCUUAAUAUAUAGUUUGACCUCAUUCACUCCAAUUCAACUUGCCUUUAAGAAAUAAAUAUGCACACUUUAAUGUCUCUGAAAUGUCAAAUUUCAAUGUGAUUUCUGUAUGGAAAUAUGUGCUUUUAUUUAUAGAGUUGCUGCUCUAUACAGCUCUUGCAGAUCGCACAUUAUGCACUGAGCUGCAUAUUUCUGCUGGGCUCUCCAUAGAAGUAAUAAAUAAAAUCAUUUAAAAAAUAUUAACAUGCACAUGUACAUGUGUACUCAUUGCAUGUGUUUUAUCGUUCUUAAAUGAUUACUCUCCAACGUUAUUAAAAGAAAAUCUUCCUGAAUAAAUCAUGUCAUAGGAUGAGACCGUUGUGUGUGCAAUUCCCAGGACAAACCAGCUAGUGUGGCACCAACAACCAUGUCACAGUUAGAAGAUUUCAUGUAUUCUGCACAGUUACCACAUAAUAAACUGCAUAAAUGAGCAGGUGCAUAAGUGUUCUUAAUAAAUUGAAAUGCUGCUCAAGAGCAUAGAAAUA